Molecule: messenger RNA, 1904 nt
Organism: Cervus elaphus (red deer)
Lineage: Eukaryota; Metazoa; Chordata; Mammalia; Artiodactyla; Cervidae
Gene: SPOUT1
Product: SPOUT domain containing methyltransferase 1
Exons: 12
Coding region: 65-1195 (376 amino acids)
Biological process (GO): miRNA processing; maintenance of centrosome location
Cellular component (GO): mitotic spindle; kinetochore; spindle pole centrosome
Molecular function (GO): miRNA binding
Source: RefSeq, a predicted model, not a curated record
AAGGAGGUGUUGCCGGAAGGGGUGAGUCUGAUUGGCCGGGCGGGGCCGACGGCGUGCGGCAAACAUGGCGGAGCGCGCGAGGAAGCGGCCCUGUGGUCCGGGUGAACAUGGCCAAAGGGUGGAGUGGCGGAAGUGGAAGCAACAGAAAAAAGAGGAGAAAAAGAAGUGGAAGGAUCUCAAGAUGACAAAGAAACUGGAGCGACAGCGAGCGCAGGAGGAACAGGCAAAGCGCCAACAGGAGGAAGAGGCAGCUGCCCAGAGCGAGGAUCGGGGGCGGCACUACACCCUGAGCGUGGCCCUGCCAGGCUCUAUUCUGGACAAUGCCCAGUCACCAGAGCUUCGCACCUACCUGGCCGGCCAGAUCGCCAGAGCCUGCGCCAUCUUCUGUGUGGAUGAGAUUGUGGUGUUCGAUGAAGAAGGCCAAGAUGCCAACACUGUGGAGGGGGAAUUCAGGGGAGUCGGCAAGAAGGGGCAGGCGUGCGUGCAGCUGGCCCGGAUACUGCAGUACCUGGAGUGUCCACAGUACCUAAGAAAGGCCUUCUUCCCCAAGCAUCAGGAUCUGCAGUUUGCAGGGCUCCUGAACCCCUUGGACAGCCCUCACCACAUGCGCCAGGAUGAGGAGUCCGAGUUCCGAGAGGGCGUUGUGGUGGACCGGCCCACCCGGCCAGGCCAGGGCUCCUUUGUCAACUGUGGCAUGAAGAAGGAGGUGAAGAUUGACAAGAACUUGGAGCCUGGACUUCGGGUGACGGUGCGGCUCAACCAGAACCAGCUCCCAGAAAGCAAGACCUAUCGGGGGAAGGUCGUGUCGUCGCAGGACCCUCGGACCAAAGCUGGUCUCUACUGGGGCUACACAGUCCGCCUGGCCUCCUGCCUCAGUGCUGUGUUUGCUGAGGCCCCCUUCCAGGACGGCUAUGAUCUGACCAUCGGGACGUCAGAGCGAGGCUCAGAUGUGCCCUCCACCCAGCUUCCCAACUUCAGGCACGCUCUUGUGGUGUUUGGGGGCCUCCAGGGGCUGGAAGCUGGAGUGGAUGCCGACCCCAACCUGGAGGUGGCUGAACCCAGCGUCCUCUUCGACCUGUACGUCAACACCUGCCCCAACCAGGGCAGCCGCACCAUCCGCACAGAGGAGGCCAUCCUCAUCUCCCUGGCUGCCCUGCAGCCUGGCCUCACCCAGGCAGGUGCCCGGCCCAGCUGAAGGUUCUGUGGGGCCCAGGAUGGCAGAAAAGCAGCAAUGAAGCCAGAGGAUCCCACGGAUUGCCUGGACAGACACACUGGAGACUUGCUUCCAAAAAUAAACACUUUUAAGUUGAUUCAGUCCCCCAAGCCCACAGUCCAGCUGGGGCUGCCCUUACUUGCUGCCCGCAGUGAUGGCCUUCAGGCUGCCCGCCCGUGCCAGGAUGUUUGGCACAAACAGCAGUCCCGAGGCCCGCUCAAUGCUCUCGAUGGGCACCAGGAAGCGCUCCAGCGGGAUCGCCUCAUCCACCGGUGCAUUGGGCAUCACAUAGGAGCGGAGUUCGAUCUGCCCGCCUGCGGCCUCCAGGAUCAGAACCUUGAAGAAGUGGGUGGGCACCGCCACGUGGUUCUUGCCAAUGACUUGGUACUUCACGUAGGACUUCCCAUCAGCCUCUGUCCUGUGAGCAGACCCAGCCACAUGGCCUUUCAGGACUCCCAGGGGGCUUGUUCAGACCCAAGGCCACCACCUCCAGGCAGCCUUCCCUGAUUGGACCUCCAGUUUGUGUCACCUGCAGGACCACCCUCUCAGCGUCAGGCUUCUCUGCCCGGCUUGGCUUGCCCAGGAGAUUGGGAGCCCCGGCAGGGUAGAGACUCAUUCCUCCCCUGUUUUCCUCAUGCCCGACACUGUGUUCAGGGAGAGUGGGUGGUGGCAAUAAAUGCUGCAGAAAGAA